Messenger RNA from Sabethes cyaneus, 3775 nucleotides. RefSeq names its product proton-coupled amino acid transporter-like protein CG1139. The record is from RefSeq and is a predicted model, not a curated record. The coding region runs from base 660 to 2123 and encodes 487 amino acids. Gene Ontology annotation, molecular function: amino acid transmembrane transporter activity. The transcript has 5 exons. Gene Ontology annotation, cellular component: vacuolar membrane. Gene Ontology annotation, biological process: amino acid transmembrane transport. Lineage: Eukaryota; Metazoa; Arthropoda; Insecta; Diptera; Culicidae.
GGUUCCGCGAGCAAAAUAAGAUAAGUUUUUUAUACUGAUGGUGUACUUUCCUGUGCUCAUUGUUUGAUCAAAGUGUGAUUUGUGUGUUGCAAUCAAACUUUUUUCCUUGAAAAUAGCCGUGGAUUACAGCGCUAAAUGCAAAGGUUGUAAGUUGAUAAUAUUGAAGAAAGCGAUUGCAUGGUGAAACUCGUGUGAUGAUGAUAAAAAAUAUUCAUGAUUAACAAGAAAAAUUGUGACUCUUGUGUUUGAUUACGCCCCGUGCAGAGCACGAAACAGAACAAAGCAUAUACGGGGUUGAGUCAUAGAGCAAUAUUGAAAAGUGCUACGAUAGACUCCUGUCCUGUGUGUGCGGUUGCCUUAUCAGGUUCGCUUCGCCAAACUGCAAAAACCCGGAGUUCGACACGACUCUAGCGUAAUAAAAACAGAAAUGGAAGAUUUUACUCCACUGAUCAAUCUACAGAAGAACUGAAAAAUUAACCAAACUCUACAUCAAGCUAUAAAUAGUUCAUGCACCAAGGAUCCUUUGUUCGGAAAGAAAAAUAGCUGAUAUAAUAGAACUACGUAUAGGUGCAUCCUGAUUUCUCCGGAGCCGAUUAUCGGCUACUUGUCUGAGUUUGAAUCCAUCGAACAACGUGAAACAUUCUUUUAGCUCCCGAAGGAUGAAGACCGAUCGCGAACCGCUGCUGGGCGGGUCGGACAAUUCGCUGGAUUCGACCCACAACGAGCAUCAGCAUCUGCUGGCCCGGCCGGAUCUUCGCUCGUCGCCGGAAAACGUGAUCGUCGACGUGGUCAACGAUAGCGACAGUGCGACAGCGAGCAAGGACGAUCAAACGUACGGGUCGGCGAACGCCACGUACGAUCCGUCGAUGCACCGAACGUUAGAGCAUCCGACCAGCAAUCUGGACACGAUGAUCCAUCUGCUGAAGGGUAACAUCGGUACCGGCAUACUGGCGAUGCCGGAUGCGUUCAAAAAUGCUGGCCUCUACGUUGGGCUGUUCGGAACCCUGAUGAUGGGUGUGAUCUGCACCCACUGCAUGCACAUCCUGGUGAAGUGUUCGCACGAGCUGUGCCGACGGUUGCAGGUUCCGUCGUUGAGCUUCGCCGAAGUAUGCCACCGGUCGUUCGAGUGCGGACCCAUUGGACUGCGGCGGUACUCUUCGAUGGCGCGAAAUAUGAUUAACAUGUUCCUGGUGAUAACGCAGCUCGGCUUCUGCUGUGUGUACUUUGUGUUCGUUGCGGCGAACAUCCGCGAAGUGAUUGCGCACUACUUUUUCGAUCUGGACACCAGAAUCUAUCUGUUGCUGCUGUUGAUACCGAUGGUGCUGCUGAAUUUGGUUAAGAAUCUUAAGUUUUUGACACCGAUUUCGCUGAUUGCGGCGUUUCUCACUGUUGCGGGUCUGGCUUGUACCUUCUACUACGUACUACAGGAUCUUCCGAACACGCACUCAGUGAAACCCUUCUCAUCGCUGGCACAACUUCCGCUCUACUUCGGAACGGCGGUGUAUGCAUUCGAAGGGAUCGGUAUUGUGCUUCCGCUGGAAAAUAAUAUGAAAACUCCGGACGAUUUCGGCGGCUGGACCGGUGUCCUAAACACGGGAAUGGUUAUCGUGGCCUGUCUGUACACGGCGGUUGGUUUCUUCGGCUAUCUCAAGUACGGCGAUAAUGUUCAGGGAAGCAUUACACUCAACCUACCGGGCGAUCAAUUUGUUGCCCAGCUGGUUCGCAUCAUGAUGGCGUUGGCAAUCUUCUUCUCUUACGGAUUGCAGUUUUACGUCCCGAUGACCAUCCUAGCGCCAGUGAUAAAGCGUCGCUUACACUCGGAGCAGGCUCAGCUGAUCGGUGAGUACUUGACGCGCGUAGGUUUGGUCGUUUUUACCUUCAUGCUGGCGGCGAUGAUUCCCAAUCUGGGCGCGGUUAUUUCACUGGUCGGUGCCGUCAGCAGCUCGACGCUGGCGCUGAUUUUCCCCCCGCUGAUCGAAAUCGUUACAUUCUGGCCCGAUGGUUUGGGCAAACGUUACUGGGUUCUGUGGAAGGAUAUUGCCAUUAUGGCCUUCGGUAUCUGUGGGUUCGUGUUCGGUACGUAUACCAGUAUAGCGCAGAUUUUGAAUCCGAAUCUACAUUAGGAGGUGUGGCCUGGUUUGUAAAUAUUACUCUUGAAAGUGAGAAACUAUAUUUAUACGGGAUUGCAACACACAAAAAUGUGAAUGUGGUUUAGCUAAAUCAAACUAGCGACUGUGUGGGGCAUGUUCGAUUCUGCAUGUGAUUAUAAAUUUUAAGUUUUUAGUCUAUACUAUUAUUCCCUUAAGGAAAAAGUUUAGGAAGGAAAUAGGGUUUCGUUUGGUUGAAUGCAGUUGAACCGGAAAAAGUGAGCAGAGUAUGGAAACGGCGUACAGGCUUUAAUUAAGUCAUCAACUAUUGUCGAAACUUAAUGGGUUGCUUAAAGAAUGAAGCUGGUAAAUACUUCAAUGUUUAAUAGAAUAUUUGAGUGUUGCAAUUUCUGAAACUCUCAAAUCAAUGUCCUAAACACAAAUAUCGACAUUUUUUCAGUUAAUUUCUAAUUUUUUGUUGGACAGUAGCACAGAUUGAAUGAAUGUUUAAGUAAAGAGUGUAGCGUCGGUAUCUGAUUGCAUUAUUUUGUCUUGUACGAGUGAUACCUUACAGUUCUACGUUGAGGAAAAAAAAUCCAGUAGAAGUUCUGUUCAAUUUUCAACCCUAUUAGCAAAUACAAUAAAACGAGGUGAUAAAUUGCGACGGAAGGCUAUUCUAGCUCAUUUAUUACUUAUCAAAUAAUUUUUGCAUGACAAUAAUCUAUACAUUACAUCUGUAUAAGUGAAUAGAAAGUAUACCAAGUAUAAAUAUAUAACUAGCAUAAUCAUUUACUAUUCGAAAAAGGGCUGUAUUAUUCUGCCAAAUUAAAGACAAAGUUUAUGAAUAAAGCGUUUUCUUGCAAUCUGUUAAAUAUUCCAAAUAAUUUGUUUCGUUGAAGAGUGGCUAUACCACCUAUAUCAAUAUGUUCAGUACAAACAUAAGACAAAAUCGUAUUGAACUGAUUAAACCAAUUUAGUAAAACGUUAAAGUAAUGGUUGUAAACAUUUGCUGAUCUGUUAUCUGUUCUUUUCGGCAUUUUAAAUUCAAUUCUUAGGUUUAUUUGGUUUCCAAUUCCCACCUAAAAGAUUUUAUUGUGUAAUGAUUUUGUGUUUGAACAAGUGAUAUAAUCGUAAUCAAAGUAGACACUGAUUCAGUCAAAAUGUCAAACUCUAAUUGCAGAUCCAAAAUAACGAAGCCAUGAAAAUAACCUCUCCUUAUUUGAAAAUUUAAUAAAACCAUCUUAAUGAAAAAAUAAAUCCGGCUAAAAAUACAAUUUUAGACAUUACAUUUAGAUGUUACUACAUGAUAGACGAAUCAGUUCGGCUAAAAUACCAGCAUUCCACGGAAGAUUGCAUCAGCAAUCUUUCAAUAAUCUACCGCAACCAAUAAAUCGAAGCUCAAAAUGUGUAAUAUCUUCAAUCUUUGAUAGCAAGAACCUCAGCUACCAGCAUACAUCCUUAUCCGAUAUUAGCGUGUUCAGUGUUUUUUGUGUUACUAACCUAGAAAGUAAAAAAGUAAACAUUUAGUAGACGCAUUUGAUAACGAAUUAAUACUGUGCUAACCCCAAAAUACACAAAAACCAAAAUAAAUAAUAAGAGGACGUGACGUUUCAUGAAGCAGUCAUAAAAAGAAACUAAAGGAUAAUAAUUAUACACACAAAUCAAAACUUCCAAACGCGGAAUUGAAG